This is a messenger RNA of Achroia grisella, 792 nucleotides long. RefSeq names its product trypsin-1-like. The coding region runs from base 1 to 792 and encodes 263 amino acids. The record is from RefSeq and is a predicted model, not a curated record. NCBI's taxonomy places the organism in Eukaryota, Metazoa, Arthropoda, Insecta, Lepidoptera, Pyralidae. The transcript is spliced from 7 exons. Gene Ontology annotation, biological process: proteolysis. Gene Ontology annotation, molecular function: serine-type endopeptidase activity.
AUGACUAUAUCAAUGUCCAUGACAAAAAUUAUAACCAUUGAAUGCGGUAAAGCGUCCGAUAAAAUAGUGUCUAUGCGAAUUGUGGGCGGCAGAAGGGCGCAGCCACACUCGUUUCCCUGGGCCGUAGCGAUACUCAAGAACAAUCGUAUGCACUGCGGGGGCUCCAUUAUGACCAACAGACAUGUCCUCAGUGCUGGACAUUGUUUUAAAUGGGAUAAUUUCCACGUCAUGAUAGUUCUCAUUGGUUUGGAUGACAUGGAUAAUUUGAAAAACGUCACUGAGAGAAAUAUAUCAAAAGUGGUAAUUCAUGAAGAUUUCACAUCAACAGCGGUGCGGGAUGUAAAUGAUAUAGCUAUAGCCACGCUUAAUUCACCAAUCGUAUUUGGGGAAACUGUUGUUCCUAUCUGCUUACCUGAACCAGGCUUAGACUUCGGCGGUUGGACUGGGACUAUUGUAGGGUGGGGUCGUGUCGGUGUAGAUAAAUCAUCCUCUAAAGUAUUGCUAAUGGCUAGUCUCAAGAUUCUUACUGACGAAAAAUGUAUGGAGUCUCAAUUAGCGCAACAUAUCAAGCCUACAAUGAUGUGUGCUUUUUCCAAAGGAAAGGACGGAUGUCAGGGUGAUAGCGGAGGGCCUUUAUUAGUGUUUGGGACAGAUGGCAGAUACAUGCAAGCAGGUAUAGUGUCCUGGGGUAUCGGUUGUGCAGAUCCCAGGUAUCCUGGAGUGUACACAAAAGUUAGUCACUAUAUUGAUUGGAUACAGCGACAUACAUCGGAUGGGGAUAAAUGUCAUUAG